Drosophila elegans is the source of this 509-nucleotide messenger RNA. It is a transcript of the gene Sdhaf3, whose product is annotated as succinate dehydrogenase assembly factor 3, mitochondrial. The record is from RefSeq and is a predicted model, not a curated record. Lineage: Eukaryota; Metazoa; Arthropoda; Insecta; Diptera; Drosophilidae. The coding region runs from base 109 to 492 and encodes 127 amino acids. The transcript has 3 exons. Gene Ontology annotation, cellular component: mitochondrial intermembrane space; mitochondrion. Gene Ontology annotation, biological process: succinate metabolic process; mitochondrial respiratory chain complex II assembly.
UUAGCCAACACAGCCUGUCCCAAUACAAUUUGUUCGUUGUUAUUUUUCGUUUUUAUUUAAUUUUAAGCUGGCUGGGACUUAAAUAGUAAUUUAGGAAACAAACUCAGGAUGUCGAGAAUUGUGAUGAAUCAACUAACCCACCCGCAGCGUGUUCGCCUGCUGUACAAAACCAUUCUGCGAUUGCACAGAGGACUUCCGGCUGAACUGCGUGCUCUGGGCGAUAACUAUGUACGGGACGAAUUCCGGCGGCACCUCACCUGCAAUCCCAUGGAGGCACAGCUCUUCAUGACCGAGUGGGCCCGCUAUGCGUCCACGAUCACCCAGCAACUGGGCAUACGGGGCAAGCCCAAGGGGCAGUUGGGCGAGCAGAUCGAUCCCGAGGCCGUGGAAAUGCUUAAGGACGACCAGGUGGUCCAAUUGUACGAGCUCAUGCUGGCGGCCAAGAGUAUAGGUGAUGAUACAAGCGCGGCAAACGACAUACGAAGCAAAUAAAUUGGUGGUUUUCUUUA